GUUCCUCUUAUCUUUAUCACUAAAACGUAUAUAAACGAUUUUAUUUCUGCGGAUAGUACAGUCUCAGUUUGACUAACAAAACAAUUAAAACCUCGAAAAAACUAAAAAAAAAAUGGCCUUCAGAUUUGUGAUUGCUGUAUUCGGCGUUGUUGCUCUUGCUACCCAGAGCUACGCUGCUUGUAUCUGUGCACAACCAGCUGCUGCAAUAUGCGGUGCUAGCCCAAUAGAACCACCAGCCCUUUUACCCAAUGCUCUUCCUUCAUGGCUCCAGUCCGCUUUGGCAUCUGCUGCUGCCGCUUCUGUACCAGCACCAGCACCAGCACCGGCACCAGCACCAGCACCAGCACCAGCAGCUCCUUUAAAUCCUGCGGUCUUGACAGUGCAAGAGCCUGCCGAGACUACUGACCAAAGACCAGAUAACAUAAUUGCUUUGCCAUUGCCAAGUCAAAUCCCGUUGGCCAACUACUGCGUCUGCCAAAAGCACAUCAUCAAACCCAGUUUGGUUCCUACAGUGACCGCUCCCGUAGCUGCUCCAGCUGCAGCUGUCCCUGCACCCGCACCCGUGAAUCCCAGCCUAUUGUUGGCCAAAUUAAAGGGACUGUUGGCCGCUGUACCCAAGGCUGCUCCACAGAAGUGCUCUUGCUCAUGCGCCUAAGUUUAAAAUGAGAAUUUAUUGAUCAAAUAAAUUGAAACCAUGUUUUUUCUUCCGAUA
Messenger RNA from Anthonomus grandis grandis, 712 nucleotides. RefSeq lists its product as uncharacterized. Lineage: Eukaryota; Metazoa; Arthropoda; Insecta; Coleoptera; Curculionidae. The coding region runs from base 113 to 655 and encodes 180 amino acids. The transcript has 2 exons. The record is from RefSeq and is a predicted model, not a curated record.